AUGGGACAUCAAGAAAGAGAUGUCGUAAGCAUGAUGAUCAAACAAAAUUAUUACAUGCAAAAACCCAUCUCUACAAUUAAAGGGAUACUUAAAGAAUGCACAAGAUGCAAAAGAUUCCAAGGGUUACCAUACGGCUCACCAAGGAUGCCGGAUUUACCAUCCGAUAGAGUAGUUCUCAAGAAACCGUUUGAAAACUGUGGAUGUGAUCUACUAGGUCCAUUAACUCUCCAGAAUGAGGAAAAAGUCCACGUAUGCUUAUUCACAUGUAUGGCAUCUCGAGCUAUACACUUAGAAAUUGUGAAUAGUACAUCAGCGGAAGCGUUUUUAAACGCAUUCCAGCGUUUUAUAGCCAGAAGAGGCGUCCCUAAACUAAUAAGAAGCGAUAAUGGCUCGAACUUCAUACUUGGAAACAAGAUAUUGAGCAAAAUAAUAUCGCAUAAUGAAGUACGCAAUAGCUCGUACAAGAAUUACAUCCAUCAUUAUCAUUUAGAUAAGAUUAAAUGGAUAUUCAAUACGCCAUUAGCUCCUUGGAAAGGAGGAGCGUGGGAAAGAUUGAUUGGUAUAGUAAAAACCAUACUAUACAAGGUAUUGGGUAGAUACAAACCCACGUAUGAUGAAAUGCAUACAAUUAUGGUAAAAAUAGAAACGAUCGUGAACACCAGACCAUUGACGUUUCCAGAUCCUAGUGAUCCAAAAUCUUUGCCAAUC
Auanema sp. JU1783 is the source of this 708-nucleotide messenger RNA. The record is from the annotation of a GenBank genome assembly. NCBI's taxonomy places the organism in Eukaryota, Metazoa, Nematoda, Chromadorea, Rhabditida, Rhabditidae.